GUCGCUCCGGAGUUGCCGCAGCGUUCAGAAGGUGAGGGGGCCGCUGCGGCGGCGUCAAGAUGGCGGCGGCGGUGGCGGCGGCGGCAGCUGCUGCGGCCGCGGCUGCAUCUCUUCAGGUGCUGGAGAUGGAGAGCAUGGAGACUGCCGCCGCCAGUUCCGCGGGCCUGGCCGCCGAGGUCCGAGGCAGUGGCACGGUGGACUUCGGGCCCGGGCCCGGGAUCUCCGCCAUGGAGGCGAGCGGGGGCGAUCCGGGCCCAGAGGCCGAGGACUUCGAGUGCAGCACUCACUGCUCCGAGUUGUCCUGGCGGCAGAACGAGCAGCGGCGUCAGGGCCUGUUCUGCGACAUCACCCUGUGCUUCGGUGGAGCCGGAGGUCGCGAGUUCCGUGCCCACCGCUCGGUGCUGGCCGCCGCCACCGAGUACUUCACGCCCUUGCUAUCAGGCCAGUUUUCCGAGUCGCGCUCAGGCCGGGUGGAGAUGCGCAAGUGGAGCUCGGAGCCGGGACCAGAACCUGACACGGUGGAAGCCGUUAUCGAGUACAUGUACACUGGACGCAUCCGAGUGAGCACCGGCAGCGUCCACGAGGUGCUGGAACUGGCAGACAGAUUCUUAUUAAUUCGUUUAAAAGAAUUUUGUGGAGAAUUUCUGAAGAAAAAACUUCAUCUCUCAAAUUGUGUGGCCAUUCAUAGCUUAGCCCACAUGUACACCCUAAGCCAGCUUGCUCUGAAAGCUGCAGAUAUGAUCCGGAGAAAUUUCUAUAAAGUCAUUCAGGAUGAAGAAUUUUAUACUUUACCUUUCCAUCUCAUUCGAGACUGGCUUUCGGACUUAGAAAUUACCGUGGAUUCUGAAGAGGUUCUUUUUGAAACGGUUUUGAAGUGGGUUCAGAGAAAUGCUGAAGAGAGAGAGAGAUACUUUGAAGAACUUUUUAAAUUGCUCAGGUUGUCCCAGAUGAAACCCACCUACCUUACACGGCAUGUCAAACCAGAGCGACUGGUGGCCAAUAAUGAAGUUUGCGUCAAGCUGGUGGCUGAUGCAGUGGAGAGGCAUGCACUCAGAGCAGAGAAUAUACAGUCUGGCACACUCCAGCACCCCGCUUCCCAUGUCUCACUCUUACCUCGCUAUGGACAAAACAUGGACGUAAUCAUGGUUAUUGGAGGUGUGUCAGAAGGAGGAGACUAUUUAAGUGAAUGUGUGGGAUAUUUUGUUGAUGAGGACAGAUGGGUAAAUCUGCCCCACAUUCAUAAUCACCUUGAUGGACAUGCCGUUGCAGUAACAGAAUCUUAUGUGUAUGUUGCUGGCUCAAUGGAACCAGGGUUUGCUAAAACUGUGGAAAGGUACAACCCAAACUUGAAUACAUGGGAACAUGUUUGUAGUCUGAUGACAAGAAAGCAUUCUUUUGGGCUAACAGAAGUCAAAGGGAAGCUGUAUAGCAUUGGAGGACAUGGCAAUUUUAGCCCUGGCUUUAAAGAUGUGACUGUUUACAAUCCUGAGCUUGAUAAAUGGCACAACUUAGAAUCAGCACCAAAGAUUCUUCGAGAUGUCAAAGCACUAGCCAUUGAAGACCGGUUUGUGUACAUUGCUGCCCGCACUCCUGUGGACCGGGACACUGAGGAUGGAUUGAAGGCUGUAAUUACUUGCUAUGAUACAGAGACUCGACAGUGGAAAGAUGUGGAAUCCUUACCACUUAUUGACAAUUACUGUUUUUUCCAGAUGUCUGUGGUCAAUUCAAACUUUUAUCAGACAGCAUCAUGCUGUCCCAAGAGUUAUUCUUUAGAAAACGAAGAGGCAGUAAGAAAAAUUGCCAGUCAGGUAUCUGAUGAAAUCCUUGAAAGCUUGCCUCCAGAAGUUCUAAGCAUUGAAGGAGCAGCCAUUUGCUACUACAAAGAUGACGUCUUCAUUAUUGGAGGCUGGAAAAACAGCGAUGACAUUGACAAACAGUACCGGAAGGAGGCCUACCGAUACUGUGCUGAGAGAAAGAGGUGGAUGCUGCUUCCUCCCAUGCCUCAGCCCCGUUGUAGGGCCACCGCAUGUCACGUCAGGAUCCCCUACCGGUAUUUGCAUGGCACACAGAGAUACCCUAUGCCUCAAAACUUAAUGUGGCAGAAGGACCGCAUCAGACAGAUGCAAGAGAUACACCGGCACGCCCUGAACAUGCGUAGAGUGCCAAGUUCCCAGAUUGAAUGCUAAGCUCGCCAACAUGUACAGCUGGGAACUGUUCUCCCUGUUCUACGAGGCUGGAAAUGCUUGGACUGUUACUUGGAAAAGUAUGUCAAUAACUUAUUUUCUACUUGGACUUAUUACCCUAUAUAAAGGAAGUUAAUUAAAAAACAAACAGGAAACUCAGUUUAGUGUGGUAGUUUUUGUUAGCUUGCAGUUUUGUCUUUGAGUUUGUGCUAGCAAAUAAGAUCUUAUUAAAGAGAAGUAGGAGAAAGCAGGUCUAGUUACUUGGCCUUUCUUCUGCCAACUAUAACUCCUUUGUUUUAGGGACUUCCACUUGGGGCUUUAAGCACCAGUGUUAUUUGCACAUUUACUUUGAUAUUCCUUUACAUUUUGUAUGGAUUGUUUGUUUUCAGUGAUAACAGUUUAUGCAUUAAGCUCUCAUCUGCAAUGAGGCAUGUGCAAUAGCGAGACUGGAUCUGAAGGGAAAAGCACAAUGUUUCAGCAAGAUUGAUCUCAGAAUGUUGGCACUGAUGUUUUGUUGUAUGUGUUUUAUCUACAAAUGGUGUUUUUGUUCAUUGGAAAGGGUGGCUGAUGAGAAGUUUGUGUUUGGCACGUCAUCUGGUUUGUUUUGUUUCUUCCACAGCUGUUGAUAGACUUGAAGCCAUCAUUCUGAGAUGAGAAUUGGGAAGGUAUUAAUAUUUAGCUGAUUGACUAGAGAGGAAGUUACAGGUGAAGUUAGUUUCUCUAAGAAAAAAAAGUGUUCAGUGUAACUGAGAAAGCAAGUGAACAAACAUUUUGAAACACUUUGAAGAGCUGUGACUGUGUUGAUGAGGAUGCAUCAUGCCCAUGACAAUCAACACUCGAUGCCUUCAGUUCAUUUUUUAUUCCAUUGCAUAUUAUAUAGGCUCUUCAUCAGUUCUUUCCACCAGAAAAGCUUUCAAAUUGGCAAGGAAGUAACAGUUUAGAAAGUACUCCUAAGAGAAGCCACGUUAUUUCUGGCCCCUGAUUGUCAUAUUUUCCUGGAUUGCCCUAGAUUUUAUUGGAACUUAGAGCCUAGAAUACCAAAUCUGAGUACAUAGUUUUGGCUUUUAAAAAUUUAAGGUUUUCACAUAACACAUUUAAUAGGAAAUUAUCAAAGUGUUUUAUGAUCAGUUCAAUGACUAUCAUCUUUCAGAAAAGGUUUUUAAUCUGUACAUACUUUUAUUACUCUCCCUAAAGUAGUCUUUUUAAUUUUUUGAGACAAGGUCUCGCUAUGAAGUCUUGGCUGGCCUAGAACUCACUAGGUAGACUAGGCUUUGACCAUAUAUAGAUCCUGAGGGAUAAGCUUCCAAGGACCAAGAAUCAUUUCAACAGCAGCUACUUCUACUGUUUCUGUUACAGAUUUUCUGUUUUUGUUGAGUUUCUGUGACAGUGAUACUGUACAUUCACAUUCCUUAAUUGUUUGUAUUUAUUAGCAUUCUCUUGAGCUGUUAUUUUAGAGCUCUAAUAUUCAAGAUCUAUCAUUCUCAUUGAGUCCCAUCAUCUCCUAGUGUCUGCAUGUUCUGCCUUUGCUGAUUUUACCCCAUGUUUUUGUGUAUGGUAUUGGAUUAGUUCUUCUCUUUACACUGUCUUUUGAGCCUUGUGUAGGUAUCACAUUGCUUUUGCACUAAUACUAAGUGUAAUACUAAGUCCCUGCUCAGUACGUUGGCUUUUUUCAUUCAUCUGUAGAUGCUUGGAAUGUCUGGUUUCCCAUUCUUUAGAAAUCAGGGUCUGAUUUGUUCUUAGUUUCUGAACUCCCUUGUACAGGACUUUAGUCUUGGAAUGCUCAGGCUUAAGCUUUUGUGAGUAAUCCUGAUAUCACUGGAGCAUUAUACAAGUUCUCUUUGUGAAUCCUGUCAUCAAAGAAACAUCAUUAUUUCUCCUUUGUGUUUUUGUUUUAAUGCAAAUCUCAAAUUGCAGAGAUUUUCCCCUUUCUCUUCAUAUAAUCUAACCUGUAAUCUUGCUGGUUUUAUUUUACCUUUUUGUUUUGUUUUGUUUGUUUGUUUGUUUUGUUUUA
This is a messenger RNA of Onychomys torridus (southern grasshopper mouse), 4194 nucleotides long. It is a transcript of the gene Klhl11, whose product is annotated as kelch like family member 11. NCBI's taxonomy places the organism in Eukaryota, Metazoa, Chordata, Mammalia, Rodentia, Cricetidae. Gene Ontology annotation, molecular function: protein binding. Bases 60 to 2186 code for a protein of 708 amino acids. The record is from RefSeq and is a predicted model, not a curated record. The transcript is spliced from 2 exons.